AAUAAAAUUGGACUCCCCUACCCGCCAAAUUCACCACCAAGGCUUCUGAUCAUUCAGUUCCUUGCGUCGCUCGUUGCGAACCAACCGUACCACUCUCUUCCCGCCUCAUUGGCCAUGGCGCCCUCGAGCAUGUUUUCCAAGUUGCGCCCCGGCCAUGCAAAGCGCAAUGCUUCGAGUCUCAGCUCCCCCGAACCCGUUUCCAGUUCUCCCGUCCCCAGUCCUGCACCAUCCCACGACUACCUGAGCAGCCCGCGCCCGCUCGAUGCGGCCAGUCUUGCUUCUAGCUCCCCCGUCUCUCCGUAUCCACCGCAGCUACCCCCCAUUCCGCGCGUAGCUUCCAAGCUGGAAAGAUCAGGAAACAGCUCUCUACUGAGCCCCCAAAGCGCCGCCGAUCAUGGGAGGAGAGAACAUACGGAAGGGUUGCGGUCACCAUCUUUCCAUGCGCAGGAGCAGGUCUCGCCGGGAUUGGAUGGAAGACGGCCGCCGUCAGCGACAUCCUUCAAGUCACAGACUCAGAGUCUGGCGCACGUUGUAGAGCAAGCAGUUCAGGCCGACACACAAUCGCGAGCUUCAGUCGUAAGCAGUGCCCAGAGCGAGAAGCCCCAGUCCGGCGCUGCACGCCCUGCACCUCCCACCAAGAGCAAGUCGCGACUCAACAUAAGGAAUCCCAUGUCCAUCUUGAUGCGGAGACGGUCGGGCCAAACCCUUGACCCACUGGCUGACGAAUCUCUCGUCACCAUCCGGUCGCCUAACAACAUCCCUCCUGUGCCAGACAACUAUGACCCCAGCAUUCGUGGGCGCAUUGUCCACGACUUCUCCGCCCCAAGACCCAACAGGAACUUCUCGUACAACAACGCCUACGCCGAAGAGCAGACCAGGGCUGAUCCGAGUCCACCCAAGAUCGAACGUUCGCACACGCCAGUCUUCCGUGAACAUUUUGACGAUGAGACGAGCUAUGAGCAGACUCAAGCUAACAUACGGGCUGAGCAGCUGGCAAACAAUGACUUUCUGAAGCGAAACAGCUAUGUCCCACCGCCUCCUCCUGCGAGGACUCCGCCACUUCCUCCCCCUGCGCCAAAGGCCUCCCCAGCCGUGUCCUCUCCACCCUCAAAAGCUGCAGUUCCUUCUCCGCCACCCGCAGAGCCUUUGCAUGACUUUGCAUCGUCUGUCUUGUCACCGGUGGAGGAAAUGCCAGAUCCUUCGACCCCCACGAGUCCUCGAUCUGCAACCUCGCCGCGAGCUCGCAAAUCAGCAAAAACCCCACCAUCAUCACGAUCACGGGCCGCAUCAGUCAAUGACCCAUCUUUCACGCCGGCCGGUCUCCCUUCACAUCUCACGAGUCGGGCUUCGAGGUUUAGUUUUCAGAUCGCGGAUCCAGACUCAGCUGCGCAAGAGAAGAUCUUGGAGGAUCGUCACAAGGAGAAAGAAGCAGAGAAGGCGUCCAAGCAAGUUCGCAUUUCCACGGCCACCAUGGACGAUGAGUACGAUGAAUACGGGAUGGACGACUUCGACAUGGACGGCGGCUAUGAAGAAGAGAUACCUAUGUUGGGCGAGGAGGAAGAGUACGCUGGCCUUGGUGACCAGACUAUGUCACCGGGCAUGGCUGCUUUCGACUUUUCCUCCUUGUCCUUACCCCUCAAUAACAUCAACUCGAUGAGUUCCAUGGGCAUGAUGGGCGGGACGCAGACGCCGCGCGAUGACAAUGGUAACCCUAUCGGCUUCGCCACAUCCGGGCACAACCAACAGCAAGCCAUGCACGGGUUUGGUCUAACGAAUAUGGCACAACCAUCCAACGAUCCAGUCGGGUUCACGCCUGUGGAGACGCCAGAUGAAAUCAAAAUACCUGCGAAGAAGGAGCUGGCUCUCGAUGCGGGUCUAGAUGACGAUCUCUACUUUGACGAUGGCAUGAUAGAAGAGCAGGGUAAUACAAAUGCGGUUGCAUUUGAUGAAGACAUGUUCGACGAUCCGAAUGGGCCUUUGUUCGAACGAAAAGUAAAACAGCCUUCUGUUAGUGCGAGUGGCCCAGCCUCGCAGCCCAUGCUUCACUCUGGUUCGGAAACGGGUUACGAGGCCGACGACGAUACACUGUCAAAACAUCUCGAGAAGUCGGCACCCACUUUAGCCCACAAGACUUCAGUUGCACAACAACGUGGAAUUCCGGAAUUCGGUAACCUCGAUGCGUACCAUGGCGCUUUAGCAGACGCCGCCAACCGGGCCGAAGCAGAUGGUCGCUUUUCCCGCAAGGCUAGUGUGGAUGGCAGGCAAAGUAGCCUGUACGACGAUGAUUCCUCAUCCAUCAGUAAUUCACGGCCCAGUCUUGUACCAGAUGAUGGUCGUUUUAGCCAGGAGACAACGGGAUUCCCCCCAGAUGACGAUCCUUAUGGCAUGAGCUCCAGCUUUGUGGAUGAUUAUGACUACAGCGACUAUGAUUCUGCUCUCGAGGAUGAUCCAAUGAUUGCGGCGGCCAAUGCUGAAGCGCUUGCCAACGACUACGAAGGCUUUUAUGGCUCGGAGUUUGGCUUUUACGCCUCACAGGGCGAACAGCCCAAUGCAUUUGGCGGUGUAUUUGGACCUUCGCGCACUUUGAGCGGCCGCAACAUUGUCCGGGAACCCUCUCUUACGCCGAUCACAGAACGCAGUGAAUAUAGUACGCGGAACUCGUUCAUUAGUAUUCGCGGUAGUCAGCAACUUACCAGCCCUGGUCUUGCUCAGCUCGCAAGACUCAGUCCGUAUGGCUGGCCACGUGAGGACGAGGAUAUGAGUCUGGACAGCCUGCUGAAAGUCAGAAAGGCGACGUUUGGGGGAAGCGCCUCGGGAAGCAGGGAGGGCAGUCCCAGGACUUCCAGUCCCAUGGGUAUGCAAUUCCUACCUAGAUCCAGCCCUCCAACGGGCGGGAGAAUGCACGAGCAAAACGGGAGUGCAGUAGAGAGCGAGCAAGAACCCGGUGACACAGAAGAAAGUGACGACGAGGGUCUCGUGAAUGCCGCCAACGGUGUAUCUUCCGACGAAUACUCGGACAGUAAUCUGGACGAUCUAAAUGGCUACGACCACGAAGACAGACCCGACAGCCCAACCUUGACCGCCAGCGACUACGCAUCCAUAUCGAGUCCAACCUCGCAUCUGCCUCUCUCGCCUCUCCCUCCCAUGCCACUCUAUUCUCCCCCCGCAGUCCCAGUUCGACUCCCUACCGGCUUCCCCGUCGCCCUCCCUCUCCCGUCUCCAAACAUCAUGCAACCGCUCAAAUCCCCGUCCGCUGUCCCCCUCCCCAAUUCCCCGCCAUCCCAAGCCCAACUCCCGCCUCUCACCCUCUCAACCGCAUUCUCCCAAAACUCCACGCAAUCCCCAACCUUCCACACCCCAUCUACAGCAACGACCCCGUCCGCGCCCCGUCGUCCCUCGCUCGGCCUCGUAAGCCCUAGUAGCACUACUAGUCCCGUCACACCCAGCGCCACCACUGCCACUGUUGGCCCGCCUGGGACCCCGGGCUGGAAAUCGGCGCAUCAUACUCAUCAUGGUCAUGGUCCAGGGCAUAGCCGCAAGAGCAGUGCUGCGGACCGCGAUAGCGUGACGUAUGUGAGGGAACAUGACGAGGAAGGAGGGGAGCGGUGGGUUUUGGAGCGUAGGAGGACGGCGGAGAGCGGCGAGUUGGAAUUGGUUGGACGGAGUAUUGUUGAGGGGGGCACGAUCUAA
Molecule: messenger RNA, 3690 nt
Organism: Periconia digitata
Lineage: Eukaryota; Fungi; Ascomycota; Dothideomycetes; Pleosporales; Periconiaceae
Source: the annotation of a GenBank genome assembly